GUAGAAAAGAGAACUGGAAGCCAGAGAGCGGAGCAUACUGGCUACAGCUGAGAACUCGGGAUGCUGCUGCUCGCUGCACUGCUCUGUACUCCUCUACUGGCGACAGGAGGCCACGUGGAAUGCAACUGCAGUGCGACGCUGUGUGGAUGCCUUGUGGACGGUGCCAGCAGAGGGGACAACAUCUGCAGCCACUCUCCAGAGGCCACACACUGCAGCGAAGUCCGUCUGGCAGGCGAAGGUGGCGACGUCGUCCGUCUUAACAAAAGUAGCGGUUUUCAGCCGGACUGUUUGUGCCAUAUGGAAUUCUGCGCUUGCAUUGGGAUGCAACCGACAAAGUACGACCAGAUAUGUCUGCACUCUUCCAAAAACACAGUCUGCAAUCCACUCCAGCCAACAGGCAGCAAUUUGAGUCGUCAAAUUUCAGAUACAGAAUAG
Molecule: messenger RNA, 435 nt
Organism: Schistocerca americana (American grasshopper)
Lineage: Eukaryota; Metazoa; Arthropoda; Insecta; Orthoptera; Acrididae
Exons: 4
Coding region: 61-435 (124 amino acids)
Source: RefSeq, a predicted model, not a curated record